Molecule: messenger RNA, 4672 nt
Organism: Ananas comosus (pineapple)
Lineage: Eukaryota; Viridiplantae; Streptophyta; Magnoliopsida; Poales; Bromeliaceae
Exons: 28
Coding region: 206-4081 (1291 amino acids)
Source: RefSeq, a predicted model, not a curated record
UCGUCUUCAAGAAGAGACGAGCGGCGCGAAGAUCUCUCUCUCUCUCUCUCUCUCUCUCUCUCCCCCCCGGAAACAACUCGCGGUAAACCCUAGCUCUCGAUCGACUUUCUCCUUCCUCCUUUAUGGAGGGUUUCAUCCUCUUCCUCCUCGCACUGGAUCGUGCCCGAGGCUAGCUAGGGUUUGCGAGAGGGAAGGGGAGGGGGAGAUGGUGGCGACAAUGGCGGCGAGUUGGAGCGACCGCGCGGCAAGCCUCCUCGACGCGGCGAGGUCGCCCGGGGAGGUGACCUCGCAGCUGCGGCGGCUGCGGCAGUUGAAGGAGGUGGUGUUGCACAGAGACCCGACGCUUCUCCCCGAGUUCGUGCCCCGGAUUGCCGAGCUGAAGGGCGACGCGGCGAGCCCCGUGCGGAAGCUCCUCGCCGAGUUAAUUGGUGACAUAGGGUUGAAUCAUAUGGAGUUUUUGCCUCACAUGAUUCCUUGUCUGCUAUGCUUUCUGAAGGAUGAAGCACCUGCAGUUACCCGACAAGCACUUAUAACUGGGAUUUCUCUAUUUCAGAGAGUGUUAGAAAAAAUUGUCAUUCAGGGCUUAUACUCAAGUGAAAUUGAGGAGUCAAUGAAAUCGUCAUGGGAAUGGAUGCUGAAGUUCAAAGGUGCUGUAUUAUCAAUAGCAAUCGAGCCUGGGAAUGAAGGAGUGAAGCUGCUGGCUGUGAAAUUCAUUGAAGUAAUGAUUCUUCUCUAUACCCCGGAUCCCAGCAUUUCUUCAGAUCCACCCCAGGAAGCUGGUGAUGGGUUGGGGUUCAACAUAUCAUGGCUAAGAGCAGGUCAUCCUCUGCUUGAUGUCGGAGAUUUAGCAAUGGAAGCCAGCCAGAGCCUGGGACUGUUGCUUGAACAGCUUAGAUCUCCACAAGUGAAAUCACUUAGUAAUUCAAUGAUUAUUGUGUUAAUUAACAGUCUCUCAGCUAUUGCUAGAAAAAGGCCUUCAUUUUAUGGACGCAUAUUGCCGGUUUUACUUUGUUUGGAUCCAUCACGUACUGUUAUAAAAGGAGUGCAGAUCCCAGGUGCGCACCAUGCUUUAAAGAAUGCCUUUCAGGCAUGUCUGCAAUGUACACAUUCAAGUGCUGAGCCGUGGCGUGUACGAUUGGUGGAAGCUCUGAGAGCUAUUAACAUUGGCGAUUUGGCAGAACAAACAGCUGCAGUUUCUGAGGAAGCUUUACCUCGAGAGGACAAUAAUAAUACAUCAUCACAAGCUUUCAAUGACUUGAACAAUGACAAUGGGCGUAAGAGACUUAUAUCAGAAGAAGUUACAGAUGUAUCUGAAGAUGAUGCUUUAUCCAGUAAAAGAGUUAGACAAACACCUCUUCUAGUUCAGGAAAGUACAGAAGAACCAAGUCGGGCAAUGUCCGAUUCAAUUCAGAAAGGGCCUUCUAAUGACGGAAAUUCUGGAGCUGUGCAUCAGCUUGUAAGUAUGUUUGGGGCAUUGGCUGCCCAAGGCCAGAAAGCUGCUGGGCCAUUAGGGAUUCUUAUCUCCAGUAUUUCCUCUGACUUGCUAGCGGAGGUAGUGAUCGCUAACAUGCGGAAUAUUCCACUGACUUGCCAUAAAGAAGAUGGAGGAGAACUUAUUCCUGGCAUGGCUGGUGAUAGUCUAAUGCAACUAUUUGCAGAUAUCUUUCCACUGUUGAAAAUUAAGACAUCAGUUUCCCAUGAUAAUUCUAAAAGCGAGCAGAGGGAAGAAGGUAGGGUAACAGCAACAGCUGAAACAACAUUAGUCUCCUCUUCUGUUGAUGCUGGUACUCCAAUAGUAUCUGCUGGUUUUCCUGCUGCUCUUUCGCCAGUUUCCCCUGCUACCGAGAAUGGCCAUUCAACCACUCCACUAACUAUAGAAACAAUUGAGAGUAAUAUACCUGGUCUUAAUUCUGCUAGUUCGUUUGAGGAAUCGAAAGAUGCUUCUCAUACUUCUACAGCAGAUCUGCAAGAAAUGAGUCAAGAGCAUGUUGGAAAUUUCAGUGAUAAAUUGACUUCUGAUAUUUCCUCAACUGGAAAUAUGGUCACGUAUCUUUCAGAAGCUCAGAGUCCAAGAAUAGCUACAGAUGCAAGUCAGCCGCCAACUACUGCUCCUAUUGUCCUUACUUCCCAACUUAUUCUGCCAAAGAUGUCAGUGACUAACAUUGACCUUAGUGAUGAAGCCAAAGAUAAUCUGCAGAAACUGGCAUUUGUGCGCAUCCUUGAAGCAUACAAGCAAGUAGCAGUUUCAGGUGGAUUUUAUGCCCGUCUUCCCUUGCUUGCUCACUUGGGAGCCGAGUUUCCUUUGGAAUUAGACCCAUGGGAUCUUCUACGAAAGCAUGUACUGUCUGAUUAUUUGAACCUCGAGGGGCACGAGUUAACAUUGCGUGUCCUAUACAGGUUAUAUAGGGAGACAGAGCAGGAUCAAGACUUCCUUUCAUCUAGAACUGCUACAUCAGUUUAUGAAACAUUUCUUCUAACUGUAGCAGAAACCCUUCGUGAUACAUUUCCAGCAUCUGAUAAAUCACUUGGUAGAUUGCUUUGUGAGGUGCCUUACCUACCUGAAGGCAUAUUGAAGCUUUUAGAGGGCUUAUGUUCUCCCAAGAGUAAUGUGAGGCAAGACAGAGAAUCGCAGAGUGGUGAUCGAGUUACCCAAGGUCUUAGUGCUGUAUGGAACUUGAUUGUUCAAAGACCUUCAAAUCGAGAUAGAUGCCUCCUGAUUGCUUUGCAGAGUGCAGUUCAUCCUGUGGAAGAAGUGCGGAUGAAGGCCAUACGUCUGGUAGCAAAUAAGCUGUUCCCGAUGGCAACCAUUUCUCAGAAGAUUGAGGACUUCGCUAAUGAAAAGCUUCGCUCGAUAGUAGAUGGUAUUCCUGCUUUGGAAGUUGAUAAUGUGGACGGAGCAAUUCAUGGGGUGCAAAAGGAUGCUGAUUCAGAAAAGUCUGGCAACGAAGAGCAACCUGUGCAUGGUGUUGCUAGCGAUGAACACAUUUCUGAUGGCCAAUUAGCUGAAAAUGCAAUAUCAUCUUCACUAGUGGAGGCUCAACGCUGCAUGUCUUUGUAUUUCGCACUUUGCACCAAAAAGCAUUCCCUUCUUCGGCAAAUUUUCACAAUUUACAAAAGCAUUCCAAAGGAUGGAAAACAGGCAGUCCAUCGACAAAUACCAAUACUUAUUCGUACAAUUGGCUCCUCACCGGAAGUAAUUAGUAUCGUCUUAGAUCCACCUGCUGGAAGUGAGAGUCUUCUCAUGCAGGUUCUACAGACGCUCGCUGAUGGAGCAGUUCCUUCGCAAGAUCUGAUUUCUUCCGUGAAGAAAUUAUACUAUUCCAAAAUGAAGGAUGUGGAGAUUCUUCUUCCUGUAUUGCCAUUCUUGUCCAAAGAUGCGAUUCUUCCUGUCUUCCCUAGCAUUGUAAAUCUUUCUCCAGAUAAGUUCCAAGUAGCCCUUGCUCGUUUGCUGCAGAGAUCACCACAUAAUAAUCCCCCUCUCACUCCUUCUGAAGUUUUAAUUGCUAUUCAUGGAAUAGAUCCCGAGAAAGACGGAAUACCUCUGAAAAAGGUUAUGGAUGCUUGCUCUGCUUGUUUUGAGCAGCGGCAGGUUUUCACCCAUCAGGUUCUGGCUAAGGUCUUGAAUCAGUUAGUUGAACAGAUACCUCUCCCAUUGUUAUUCAUGCGAACGGUUAUACAAGCAAUAGGUGCAUUCCCUUCCUUGGUAGACUUUGUAAUGGAGAUUAUGUCGCGGCUCAUAAGCAAGCAGAUAUGGAAAUAUCCAAAAUUAUGGGUGGGAUUCUUGAAAUGUGCCAUCCAGACAAAACCUCAGUCAUACAGUGUGCUCCUGCAGUUACCAGCUCCACAGCUAGAAAAUGCAUUGAACAGAAAUCCUGUGCUGAAGCCUCCCUUGAUUGAGCAUGCGAGCCAGCCAAGUAUACGUGCAGCUCUUCCAAGGUCCACUCUGGUGGUUUUGGGGCUCGUGCAAGAAUCACAAGCUUCUGGCCAGGCGCAGGCUAGCCAAAGCCAGGCUGCAGAAACUGGCAGUUCUGCUGCCGAUGGUGCACAAGAAGUUACCCAAGAAUCCGCUUCUGUCAGCUAAAAUCUUCUUUGUUCAGUGAUUUCGGAGGAUGCAAUGUGGUGUUAAACCAGAUGAGGGAUUUUGCUAUAAUUGCUGGCAGGCGUCUGUAUUUUAUCUGUAUUCUCUAGGAAAAAAACAUCUUCCCAAGUUGCUUGGUGGGGUUUACCUUCUCGGAAGAAUUUUUAGGUUGUAUACAACUAACAGUAGAAAAAUAUGAUUAGCCUAGCGACAUGUAAGUGUUAGUUGGAAACAGUAAGAAUUCCUUGGGCAAUUUUGGUCAUCGUUAGGUUUUGUAUAUAAGUACAAUGAAACAAUAAAUUCUAAGAAAAAGAAAAGGAACAUCCGGAGGAGGUGGGCAACGCUGUGCACUUAUCUUUUUAUUUUUCUCACUCUGGUUAAAAUGUGAUGGUGCUAAAUCUGAAUAUUAUUUAUGAGCUGUAAUCAUGUUGCUUGUAAAUCGUCCUACUGCGGGCUUUGGAUUUGAUCAGAAACACAAGGAAAUUGAUGGUACUUCCAUUAGGCCGAAGAAGUUUAAUGAGUUUCGCAAAAUGAUUACGUAUUGUUGAAACAUUGUACAUUCUGUUUAAUUCAUGAUUCGCGUAGUUGGUUUGA